CAGAACGGUGGAUUUAAUUGGCCGGAGUUUAGGGCGCGCCAGACCCGCGUGGGUCAGCUGAUCGUGCACUGAGGGGGCGAUUUGGGGCUCCCCAAUCCUCCUCGAGGCGCCUCCGCGGCCCAGAAACAACUGGGUCCCGGUGUCGGCAGGCCUGGGGUUGGCGACGGCCGCUCUUUUCGUUCUGUCGCCUGCCCAAUGGAAGAGCCUCCCGGGAAGCCCCUCAGCUGUGAGGAGAAGGAAAAGUUAAAGGAGAAAUUAGCAUUCUUGAAAAGGGAAUACAGCAAGACACUAGCCCGCCUUCAGCGUGCUCAAAGAGCUGAAAAAAUAAGGCAUUCUAGUAAGAAAACAGUAGAAGAACAAGAUCGCUUGUCCCAGCAGGAAUUCUCACCACAGCUAAACCACUCAGAACUUAAAAAUAAAAUAUCUCUUUAUAACAAGUUACACAUCAAAACCCAUCUUGAUGAAGAAACUGGAGAAAAGACAUCUAUCACACUUGAUGUUGGGCCUGAGUCUUCUAAUCCUGGAGAUGGCCCAGGAGGAUUACCUAUACAAAGAACAGAUGACACCCAAGAACAUUUCCCACACAGGGUCAGUGACCCUGAUAGUGAGAAAAAACAGAAACUGCCAAGGAGAAGUAAGAAGCAGCAGAAAAGAACAUUUAUUUCACAGGAGAGAGACUGUGUCUUUGACACUGAUUCACUCAGACAGUCUGGGAAAAGCCUAAAGGAACAGGAAGAAAUGAGCAGCAAAAAUCCUACUAGAUCACCAGUAGCUGAAAUAAGAACCCACUUUUUAACUCUUCAGUCUGAACUUCUGGAUUCUCCAGAACCAAUUACAGAAACUAAUGGAGACAGUAUAUUAAUUCCACCAACUGCCCAACCAGAAAAAGGUGUUGAUACACUCCUAAGAACUAAUUUCACCAAGACGACUACAGUUCCUUUACAGACUCCAUCAGAUAGUAGAAGGAGUCAGCACUUUGAACAUAUUCCUCCUAAAGGUAGCAGUGAGCUUACUACUCACGGCCUAAAAAGCAUUAGAUUUACUUCACCUAUAAGUUUGGAGGCACAGGGCAAAAAAGUAACUGUCUCUACAGAGAACCUGGUUGUAAAUAAAGCUGUAAGUGGCCAUCUGCUCACAAGUUCUAAUUUAGAGGCAGAUAUUUCAUGUUCUACAAAUGAACUCACUCACAAUAACUUAUCAGCAAAUGAAAACCAAAACUUAAAAGAACAAAAUCAAACAGAAAAAUCUCCCAGCGAUGCUCUUGAUGGCAGAAAUGAAAAUCUUCAGGAAAAUGGUAUUCUAAGUCAACCUAAGAGUCUUAGCCUAGAAGCAACUUCUCCUCUUUCUGCAGAAAAACAUUCUUGCACAAUGCUUGAAGGUCUUCUGUUUCCUGCAGAAUAUUAUGUUAGAACAACACGAAGCAUGUCCAAUUGCCAGAGGAAAGUAGCCGUGGAGGCUGUCAUUCAGAAUCAUUUGGAUGUCAAAAAGAAAGGGUGUAAAAAUAAAAAUAAGGAUGCAAGUAAAAAUUUAAACCUUUCCAAUGAGGAAACCGACCGAAGUGAAAUUCGGAUGUCUGACACAUGCACAGGACAACCGAGUUCAAGAAACUCUCAGAAACUUUUCUCAUUAACUAAAGUCAACUCUCCCACUGGGCCCACUGAAGACAAUGACUUGUCUAGGAAGGCAGUUGCCCAGGCAUCUAGUAGAAGAAACAGAGGAAAAAGAAAAUCAGCCUGCACCCCAGCAUCAGAUCAUUGUGAACCACUUUUGCCAACUUCCAGCACAUCAGUUAUUAAUAGGGCCAAGGAGGAAGUCACCUCGCACAAAUAUCAGAACAAAAAAGCAGUUAUUCAAGAGAAAGGGAAGAAAAGUCGUCAUCAAAAAGAGGACUCCCUUUCUUGGAGUAAUAGUGCUUAUUUAUCCUUGGAUGAUGAUGCUUUCAUAGCUUCGUUCCAUAAGAAUGGAAUGCUGAGUUUAAAGCAACUAUCGUCUUUUCUCAAUAUCACAGACUUUCAGUUACCUGAUGAAGACUUUGGGCCUCUUAAGCUUGAAAAACUGAAAUCCUGCUCAGAAAAACUAAUGGAGCCCUUUGAAUCAAAAGUGUAUGGAGAGAGGCAUCUUAAAGGGAGAAAUUGUAUUUUUCCAGAGGAACUGAGUCCUAAAUGCAUGGAUACAGAAAUGGAAGACUUAGAAGAGGAUGUUGUUGUUUUGCCAGGAAAAUCGCAUCCCAAAAUGCCAAACCCACAAAGCCAGUGUGCAAAGAAGGGCCUUUCUUCAUCCAUAUUACUUUAUACUCCUUUAAAUACAGUUGUGCCUGAUGAUAAUGAUAGACCUACUGCAGACAUGUGUUCACCUGCUUUCCCCAUCUUAGGUACUACUCCAGCCUUUGGCUCUCAAGGCUCCUAUGAAAAAGCAUGCACAGAGGUCACUGGACAAACUUGCUGUACACCCCAACUUGCUCAUUUGAAAGACUCAAUCUGUCUUGCCAGUGAUGGUAAACAGUGCGACAGUUCAAGCAGCCCAGCAAAACCACAUACCACCCUGCAAGUGUCAGGCAGGCAAGGACAACCUACCUGUGACUGUGAGUCUGUCCUGCAAGGAACAUCCCCACCCGUUGAGUCAUUCACUUUUAAAGAAAAUCAGCUCUAUGGAAACACAUGCCAGGAGUUGCGUAAACAGUUUGUUGAACAGAAUGAAGUAGCAGUGCUUCCUGCUUCUGGUAGCAUAAACCCAGGCAACCUAAAAUUGGUUUCAAAGUUAAAGAAUCUUUCAGGUUCCUGUUCCGUAGAUGUGAGUGCCAUGUUUUGGGAAAGAGCCGGUUGUAAGGAGCCAUGUAUCAUAACUGCUUGUGAAGACGUAGUUUCUCUUUGGAAAGCUUUGGGUGCUUGGCAGUGGAAAAAACUUUAUACCUGGCACUUCACAGAGGUUCCAGUAUUACAGAUAGUUCCAGUGCCUGAUGUGUAUAAUCUGGUGUGUGUAGCUUUGGGAAAUUUGGAAAUCAGAGAGAUCAGGGCAUUGCUUUGUUCCUCUGAUGAUGAAAAUGAAAAGCAAGUACUACUGAAGUCUGGAAAUAUAAAAGCUGUGCUUGGCCUGACAAAGAGGAGGCUAGUUAGUAGCAGUGGGACCCUUUCUGAUCAACAAGUAGAAGUCAUGACGUUUGCAGAAGAUGGAGGAAGCAAAGAAAACCAAUUUUUGAUGCCUCCUGAGGAGACUAUUCUAACUUUUGCUGAGGUCCAAGGGAUGCAAGAAGCUCUGCUUGGUACUACUAUUAUGAACAACAUUGUUAUUUGGAAUUUAAAAACUGGUCAACUCCUGAGAAAGAUGCACAUUGAUGAUUCUUACCAAGCUUCAGUCUGUCACAAAGCCUAUUCUGAAAUGGGGCUUCUGUUUAUUGUCCUGAGUCAUCCCUGUACCAAAGAGAGUGAGUCGUUGGAAAGCCCUGUGUUUCAACUGAUUGCGAUUAACCCUAAGACGACCCUGAGUCUGGGUGUGAUGCUGUACUGCCUUCCUCAAGGGCAGGCUGGCAGGUUCCUGGAAGGUGAUGUGAAAGAUCAUUGUGCAGCAGCAAUCUUGACUUCUGGAACAAUUGCCAUUUGGGAUUUACUUCUCGGUCACUGCACUGCCCUCCUCCCACCUGUCUCUGACCAAAACUGGUCUUUUGUGAAAUGGUCAGGUACAGAUUCUCAUUUGUUGGCUGGACAAAAAGAUGGAAAUAUAUUUGUAUAUCACUACUCAUAAGUUAGGGUAAAGCAGAAACACAAUUUUCUGGAUAUAUUUGGCCUCUUGUUAUUUUUUGGAGUUUUAAAUAUAAAGGAGAAUGUCUGAAUGACAUUUAAAAUAAUUACUUGUAUAUGUCCAGACAGACUUAUUUUUUAUUUUGAUGAUAGUGGUACCAUUGAUCUUAGAUGUACAUUUAUGUUUACUUUGAGAAAAAGGGCUUUAGGUUGAUUUUUGUAAUUCCUCACAUUUGCACAUGUGCUUUUAAAGGUGUACGUAAAGUUUCAAAUGGCAAUAAAUACUUAUUUUUAUACAUUC
Sapajus apella (tufted capuchin) is the source of this 4035-nucleotide messenger RNA. RefSeq names its product partner and localizer of BRCA2 (gene PALB2). The coding region runs from base 196 to 3738 and encodes 1180 amino acids. Gene Ontology annotation, cellular component: nucleoplasm. Gene Ontology annotation, biological process: double-strand break repair via homologous recombination. The record is from RefSeq and is a predicted model, not a curated record. Lineage: Eukaryota; Metazoa; Chordata; Mammalia; Primates; Cebidae. The transcript is spliced from 13 exons. Gene Ontology annotation, molecular function: DNA binding; protein binding.